GCCAUUGGAAGUCUUACGUGCAUUGAUGCUCGGACGAGUGAGGAUUAUGCUUGCAGGGAAAAUAGCGAGUGUGUUGAUUCAGACACUGGCCUUCGUGGCUACAGGUGCAGUUGUAAUGAAGGUUAUGAGGGCAAUCCUUAUCUCUCUCCGGGGGGCCAAGAUAUCGAUGAAUGUGCUGACCCAAAUAUCAAUUCGUGUGAAAAGAGCUGCACAAACACCCCGGGGAGUUAUAAUUGUUCUUGUCCUAAUGGAUAUACUGGUGAUGGCAAAAAGGAUGGUCGUGGUUGUAUUGCUCCCUACUCUGAGUUUCCAUGGAUCAAGUUCUCUAUAGGUAUGGGAGUCGGCUUUAUAUCCCUAGUGGUUGGGAUAACUUGGCUCUAUUUCAGCAUCAAGAAAAGAAAGUUGAUCAAAGCCAGGGAGAAGUUCUUCCAACAAAAUGGCGGUUUAUUAUUGAAGCGUAGAAUCUCCACUAAAGAGGGCGGUGUGGAAGCAACAAAAACUUUUACAGCUGAGGAGCUUAAGAAAGCCACAAACAAUUAUGCCAAUGACAGAAUUCUUGGUCGUGGUGGCAAUGGGAUUGUAUAUAGAGGUGUUUUACGUGAUAAUCGCAUAGUUGCCAUUAAAAGAUCUAGAAUUGUGGACGAGAGUCAAAUUGAACAGUUUAUCAAUGAGGUGAUUAUUCUCACUCAAAUCAACCAUCGAAACGUGGUGAGGCUCUUUGGGUUUUGUUUGGAAGAUGAAGUUCCUUUGUUGGUUUAUGAGUAUGUCUCUGAAGGAACUCUUUACGAGCACAUUCACAACAAACGUGGAGGGGGUUGGUUAACUUGGCAACAUCGUUUGAGGAUUGCAGCAGAGAUAGCCACUACACUUGCUUACCUUCAUUCAUUUACAUCCAUGCCUAUAAUUCAUAGGGACAUUAAGUCUGCCAACAUAUUGUUAGAUAGUGUUUACACAGCUAAAGUGGCAGAUUUUGGAGCUUCAAGGUUAAUUCCUCUAGAUCAAACACAUGUGGCUACAUUAGUUCAAGGGACAUUCGGGUACUUGGAUCCUGAAUAUUUUCGCACAAGUCAACUGACGGAAAAAAGUGAUGUUUACAGCUUUGGAGUAGUUCUGGCAGAAAUUCUAACGGGAUUGAAACCUAUUAUUAGAGCUAGAAACGAUGAACCAAAGAAUUUGGCUGAUCAUUUUCUUUUGUCCGUGAAUAACAACUGCUUACUUCAAAUUCUUGAUCGUCCUGUUUUGCGAGAAGGGAAUCUUGAGCAACUUCAAAAGAUGGCUGAGCUAGUGAAGAGUUGUCUUCAAUUGCAUGGAGGAGAUAGGCCUACGAUGAAGGAAGUGGCUACUGAAAUUGAAGGUUUGAUGAAGUUAACUGGAAUGCCUUGGUCUAAUCAACAUGGACAGGAAGAGAAUGAUCAGCAUGAAUUAUCAAAUCUCCACCCUGUUUCAACGAAUUCCAAUGCAAAUACCAUCAAUUUCUCAGAAGAGUACAUAUCCAGUAUAUUAUAUCCUAGAUAAUGACAUGUAAAAUUGUCAGGUACUCCUCCUGAUCCCUAGCUAUAUGUGUUUCUUCCAUUUUAAUUGUAGGUUCCUUUCCUCGGGUUGAUUUGAAGAUGUAAAAUAAUGAAUACAGUUGCUUUUCCCAGAAAGCUAGCAUUUGAGUCACUCUCAGUCCAUCAACUUAUGGUAUUGAAAAAAGUGCAGAAACAAGUAAAAACUUAAUUCAAACCGGCACCACAUUAAUAUAUGUGUGAUAUGCGUUUGCACAUAGACUUUUCGCAAUCAACUCUGGUUAAUUAAUUCAUAUUUUCACUUUAUUAAAUUACUUAACCAUGCUUUGUUAAAUUGAUUUGAUAUAAACACUCAAUGCAAAUAAGAAUUUACCUAGAAACAAAGUCACAAAUCAAAGA
Molecule: messenger RNA, 1907 nt
Organism: Lycium ferocissimum
Lineage: Eukaryota; Viridiplantae; Streptophyta; Magnoliopsida; Solanales; Solanaceae
Product: wall-associated receptor kinase 2-like
Exons: 3
Biological process (GO): protein phosphorylation; cell surface receptor signaling pathway
Cellular component (GO): plasma membrane
Molecular function (GO): calcium ion binding; ATP binding; protein serine/threonine kinase activity
Source: RefSeq, a predicted model, not a curated record